GCUCUGCUCUUCUGUUUUAAACUUUCCGGAUCUUUGAACGCCUCACCGAAUAAAUUAAACAACUUGUUGUUGUUGUUUUUUUGUCUCUUCCCGGGACUUAAAGAAGGAUUGUGUCUUGCUGCUGUUGGUGCAGGACGCGUCUCCGGUGCGCACCGGACCAAAAUGGACCGCAGAACGUGUCCGGUGCGUCCGCCGCCCUGUGCGCCAGCUGUGUCCGGGACAAACUGAUUAAAAUCCUGACUGGAGGUGGACUGGACUCGCUGUCUGGUUUCCUCUGCUCUGGUUCACGGCUGUGCGCUCUGCAUUCCUCAAUCCGAGGAGAGGACACGGACACGGACUCGGGCUGAGAAACACGGAGGAGGGUGUAGCUAUGUGAGAGAAAAGAAACGGGGACAUCACAGCCUGCAAAGACCUGCAGAACAGGGGGACGGUCGGAUGUCUUCACGGACUAAAAAACACGACUCAGAUGUCUCAAGUUUGAAGAAAGUCCAUCCAACGCCCAAGUGAAUGCAACAAAAGGCAGUCUGUGAAGAUCAAAACAGCAUUCAGCAAAGGCAGAUGGAUGAUGCUGAUCCCUCGCUCCGGAGGUGUGGAGUGACAGAUGACAGAGGGUUUGAUACAGCGGGAGACAAACAGCGAGAUAACGCCGCCGCCAGAGAGGGUCACCGCCGGCGGUAAUGGAAAACGCUGGCAAAGGUCAGGCACAUCGAUCGGGAGGCGAGGAGAAAUCAACCUCGUCAUCAACUCUGACCUGAAAGAAGAAAAGCCUCUUGGAACACCUCGGAUGCAUCCAACCACAUCAGGUUGUCAUCAGUUGAAUGCAGAUAUUAGAACUGACUGAUACUCUGGAGCCGGCUUCCCGCAGCUUGCAGGCAGCAGCAGCCAUGGAUAUGAGUAAACUAAUUUUCAGCUCUAAAUUAGAAACUCUUAAGCUCCCAAGAGGUGGAUGUGACUGAACACCACAGAGCAAUACAGGACGUCUUGGCUCACGUACACAUUGAGAACUCAUCGCCAAUGACUCGUUGGCAAGAGAUGGGAGAUUCAAACUACAGGGAACAAUUUGAGGCUGUUUGCAGCUAACAAGACUUUAUUGGAAUAUAAUCAAAACACUUGUAGCUAGUUCUUCCCAAUCCCCUCUUCCCUGUCAUUCCCCAUCUCCAAGGUUACUUCCUCCCUGGUUUUCCCUGUUCCCCAGAUCCUGUGUUCAUCAGUCUGUACUGAUUAUUGGUGUUCUGUUGAAUCCACACUUCAAAACUCUUUGAUAACUCUCUCGAUGCGGAGUGCAUCCCUCUCCACCUUCUUCUUCCCUUUGCUGGUGAAGAAGGUGAAUUAAAACCUCCUCGUUCCACCAAAAGGGUAAGAGUCUCUCUUUGGGAUGGGAGGUCCAGCGAGGGCUCUUCUUGGCGGGUUUAGCACCACCACUUCUUCCCUAGAGGUUGGAGGUCGAAUGGCUUGGCCAAGCAACAAUCCCCUGGACCUUAACCAAAGUCUGCCAUGGGGGAUAGGGCUUGGAAGCAGCGUUGUUGGAGGUGCGGCAGCUAUGAGUGGUGGUCUGGACAAUUUUACCCAGGAGUCUGUCACCAGGGCUGUGAUGAAAGAGAAAAACUGGCCAGCACUACUUAUACUUGUCAUCAUCGCACUGACGAUUGGAGGCAAUAUCCUGGUGAUCUUGGCAGUGUCCCUGGAGAAGAAGCUCCAAAACGCGACCAACUUCUUCCUGAGGUCACUGGCGGUGGCAGACAUGCUUGUCGGCAUCUUGGUCAUGCCGAUCUCCCUAAUUAACAUCCUCUACGACUACGCCUGGCCUCUCCCCAGCGCUCUCUGUCCAAUCUGGAUCUACCUGGACGUGCUGUUCUCCACCGCCUCCAUCAUGCACCUGUGCGCCAUCUCUCUGGAUCGAUACGUCGCCAUCCGCAACCCCAUAGAGCACAGCCGCUUCAACUCCAGAACCAAAGCCAUGAUGAAGAUCGCCGCCGUCUGGACCAUAUCUAUAGGUGUGUCGAUGCCUAUCCCAGUGAUCGGCCUCCACAACGAGGAUAAGGUCUUCGUCAACGGUAGCUGUGUCCUCAACGAGGAGCGCUUCAUGCUGAUCGGCUCCUUUGUAGCCUUCUUCAUCCCGCUGGUCAUCAUGGUGGUGACGUACUGCCUCACCAUACAGGUGCUCCAGAGGCAGGCCACUGUCUUCCUGUGUGAGGCAAAGACUUCCUCUCAGCAGCCUUUGCACACACCAGCAAUGGCAAAUACACUACAGCCUCCGAGCAGCACCUUCCACCUCCCUCAGAUCAACACACUCGCCCCGUCAGAAUCACAAGCGGAGAUAAAGCCCCCGCCUCCUCAGAGCAGACGAAACACCUUGAGCUGUCUGAAAGGAGCCGAGCCCGGCAUACUGCUCAGAGCCUCGACGCCAGACAGCAUAAGCAUCAUUCCCAGCUCCGAGGUGGCGUCUCAGCUGAGCUCGCCGGCAGCUGGGCCGUCGCGGAGCGACACGUCGGGUUGCCAUGGACGACGGGGGAUGAUGCAGGCCAUAAAGAACGAGAGGCGGGCCUCCAAGGUCCUGGGAAUCGUCUUCUUCCUCUUCCUCAUCAUGUGGUGUCCCUUCUUCAUCACCAACGUCACCUCCGUCUUGUGCCAGGACGCCUGCAAUGAGGCGCUACUUCAUGACCUCCUCAACGUCUUCGUCUGGGUGGGUUACAUCUCCUCCGGGGUAAACCCUCUGGUGUACACCCUCUUCAACAGGACCUACAGGAGAGCAUUCUCCAGCUACAUCAGGUGCCAGUACAAAGUUGGGGCCAACGCAGCUGGACAGACUUGCAAAACCCUCUUGGUUCCCCAACCAUGCCCGUCACAUGCCGUGACCCCUCUUCUGAUGGGCAGUCACGGAAAAACAGACAUAGACCGCAAUAGUAACUGUCGCAACGGCGGUAGGGGGGAUAACGGGAGGCUGCCGGUUGACCCGGAGGACCUGACAGAUGGCGAGUCACAAAUCGGAAUAGUGUCACAGAGCCUCUCCGAAUGCCACAACAUCGGCAUGCUUUCGGAAACAGAGGCGGAAACUGAGGUGGAGCUGGACCUGUCGCUCAUCAGCUACAGCCCCGCCAGCAGAGAACACACAAGCAGUGUGUGAUCACGUGUUUUUGUUGUUGUUUUAUGUCUUCUUUUUAACCUCCAGACGCUGGGCCGAGCGACCUUUCUUCUCGACGAGCUGUUGCUCGGUGCCCAAAGCGGUUUUUAUGACGGUGCUGUCAUUGUGGAAGGACGAUCCUUACCCCGAUGCUGAAGUGCACUACUUUACCGCAACGUGUUGAAGGAGUCGGAUUGCGAGAGAUGUUUCGGAAUGGAAGCCAAUAUUUCAGACGUUUUCUGCGUGGUGUCCAAAUGUUGGUUUUCAUACCACACAUGGAGAAUAAAGGCAUUUGUUUAGCUGUCACAAAAUGUGGUGUACUUCAUGUGAACAUGGUAAGAGACAGUCAGUGACGAGCUUACUCUCAUUGUAAACCUGAUAUGAAGUCGAGCGGCCCUCAAUGGGAGUCCCACUGAUUCAGGUUACAGAGUGAAGCGGCGACCGCUGAUGUCAACGUGGGGUCAAACUUCAAGCCUUCACACAGAGUCAGAAUGCAGUCCGAGCUCUGGUUUAUGUGGCUUCUCUCCACACCAAGCAAACUUAAAACCAAAUCUAUUUUUGUGUGCCAGUCAAGCUUUGACAACAACAGAAUAUAAAAUAUACCUGAAUGAACCUUUCCAGCAUGUAUAAUCAAAGUGCUCAGCCGACAGAAAUUGGAUUUUUUCUUUUCCUCUAAAGAAAACUUUCUCAAGGCUGCAGUCAGAGGUUUGUCUGAGAGGAGCCGAGAUGAAGGAAUGUACUGGUGGACUCACAGUGCCAUCUGGUGGUCGCAUGACGCAGUGAGGUUGCUUCCCCUUGGAUUGAGCAAGGUGGAAUUUAAAAGAGCUAAAAAAGAAAAUACACGGCGCAACGUAACUGUCACAGGCUCUUGCUUCUGUUGACCAACGCAACCAGUUUGGAAACAAUUAAAGUCCCAACUUUUAAAGGUUUUUACUGAAAACAAUCAACAAAGAUGUGAAAAAAAGUUUUUAAUAUAAGGUUCCUAAGAUGUCAUUCUUAAAAUAGAACAAAAUAUAUAGAUUUUAUGACAUCGGCUACAGCUUGAUAUUGUUGGUUUUGUCAGUUCAUCGUCGUCGUCACCCAACAACACAAAACUCAUCUUCCAAGAUCUUCCUCAGCUGUGAUCAAAGACACACUCCACUUUUCCACAAGCAGUGGAUUUUUCGCUCAGUGGCGAAUAAGAAACGGUAAUAGUAAUAAAGGAUUGUAGUCAAAUUACGACACAGAUUGUACAUGUUAUGGAAUAUUGCUCACAUUUAGUGAAUGGCUGUGAAUUCAGUACAUGGAUCUUACAUGAUGACACCUCAUAUCAGUGUUGUAGUCAAGACCAAAGUAUUGCGAGGCUGAGUCAAGACCUAGACCAGACAGUAUAUACCCUACUUAGGCAGUUAAUAUUCACAAAAACUCUUUGAGUCACCUCAUUAAUCGUCGCCUUGAGGUAUUUACAUGACCGACUAAAAUCCAGAAUCCUCUUUGUUUAAGAUCGAGACGAGACCGAGUAAAAAUGCAGUCGAUUCCAAGACGAAACCAAGGCUGAUCUCGAGUACUACAACACUACCAGAUAUUACCGUUUAAGCUUAAAUUGAGGUAAUGAGCGUUAACUACUGUUACAUGUAUGCUCCGACGAUGAUUUUUAGGAUGAAAAUCUCAGCCGGUAUCUUCACCCGAUUGUCCCAAACACUAAAUCUUUGCUCUCUGACUACCCGAGUCACCAUAACACCACAGUGUGACUCAAAGACCAAAUACCAUUAGAUUUCAUCUGUCACAUUAAAUCGGACAGAAAGUCGAUACGCUAAGAGACAGGACCCCCUGACUCUAUCAAGACGGGUCACCAACCCUCACAGCUCUGUCACGUUGAUUUUCUCGCCCUCCUUCCUCCCGCGUUUUAUCGACAUCUGACAGGCGGUGUAAUUCCUCCACGCUGCAUCUCCAUCAACUGAAAUGUCUGCAAUAUACUGCCUUAGGAGAUAAUUAAAUGUUAAAGGGAACAAGUCAGGGUGCUAAAAUUUGGUUUUCCUAACAACAAAUCCACCUCUUACAACACAAUAUAGUAGAUAUAACCUGAAACCUGCGUGUGUUUAAUGAUUUGCUUUGUAGGUUUAGCUCGACAGAGCUAAAUUGUUGGGUUGUAAAGGAACUACACUGAGAAAAGUGAUAUUUUAAGAGAUCACUCCCAAAAUAUAACCCUAAAGGGAUGUCAGAAGUGUGAUAGUUUGAAAGAUUGGGGCAUCUCGGAGUCAGGAAGGGAAGAUAACGCCAGAAUUGUUGUGUUUUUGCGGACUGACCCAUACUUCAGGAUAUCUCAGCCUAUCUUUCUCUUUUUGGUCACAAUUUUAUGGAAGUGCAAUCCUA
Larimichthys crocea (large yellow croaker) is the source of this 5473-nucleotide messenger RNA. RefSeq names its product 5-hydroxytryptamine (serotonin) receptor 2C, G protein-coupled-like 1 (gene htr2cl1). The transcript is spliced from 9 exons. Gene Ontology annotation, molecular function: G protein-coupled serotonin receptor activity; neurotransmitter receptor activity. NCBI's taxonomy places the organism in Eukaryota, Metazoa, Chordata, Actinopteri, Sciaenidae. The record is from RefSeq and is a predicted model, not a curated record. Gene Ontology annotation, cellular component: dendrite; plasma membrane. Gene Ontology annotation, biological process: chemical synaptic transmission; serotonin receptor signaling pathway; release of sequestered calcium ion into cytosol. Bases 1376 to 3124 code for a protein of 582 amino acids.